Messenger RNA from Cicer arietinum (chickpea), 1309 nucleotides. RefSeq names its product peroxidase 17-like. Gene Ontology annotation, molecular function: peroxidase activity; heme binding. NCBI's taxonomy places the organism in Eukaryota, Viridiplantae, Streptophyta, Magnoliopsida, Fabales, Fabaceae. Gene Ontology annotation, biological process: hydrogen peroxide catabolic process; response to oxidative stress. The record is from RefSeq and is a predicted model, not a curated record.
UAAGUCUCUGCAACUUCUUCUCCCCUUAAAUAUUCGUCGAAUAUUAGGAAAACUUACAAAACAAAACAGAAUCGCUUUAUUGUUUACUUCUUCUUCUGUCUCCUCUUAUCCACACACACUUCAAAACAACCAAACCAACCAACUAUGUUUCUUUUUCUCAUCUUCAUCAUAAACAUACUACUCUUACUAACAUCAUCAUCAUCAUCAGAUCUUCGACCUGGAUUUUACUCAUAUACAUGUCCACAAGCUGAAACCAUUGUAAAAAAUGUCAUGAAAAAAGCUCUUUUAAGAGAACCCAGAAGUCUUGCCUCUGUUAUGCGCUUUCAAUUUCAUGAUUGCUUUGUUAAUGGGUGUGACGCUUCUAUGUUGCUUGAUGAUACACCAAGUAUGAUAGGAGAGAAAUUAGCUCUUUCGAAUAUAAAUUCGCUUAGAUCAUAUGAAGUUAUUGAUGAGGUUAAGGAGGCUUUAGAGAAGGCUUGUCCAGGUGUUGUUUCUUGUGCUGAUAUCAUAAUCAUGGCUUCUAGAGAUGCUGUAGCACUGACAGGAGGACCUGAGUGGGAGGUAAGACUAGGAAGAUUGGAUAGCUUGACAGCUAAUCAAGAAGACUCAAACAAUAUAAUGCCAAGUCCAAGAGCCAAUGCAAGCACUCUGAUCAACCUCUUCAAGAAAUACAACCUCUCUGUGAAAGACCUUGUAGCACUCUCAGGAUCUCACUCGAUCGGGAAAGGUCGUUGUUUUUCGAUAAUGUUCAGACUAUACAAUCAAUCCGGUAGUGGAAAGCCUGACCCUGCUAUUGAUCUUGGUUUCAGAAAAGAGCUUAACAAACUAUGUCCACUAGAUGUUGAUCAAAAUGUGACAGGGAAGCUUGAUUCAACUCCUGUGGUUUUUGAUAACCAAUAUUUUAAGGAUUUGGUUGCUGGAAGAGGAUUUCUGAACUCUGAUCAAACACUUUUCACUUUCCCUAAAACAAGAGGGUUUGUGAGUUUGUAUAGUAAAGAUCAAACUGAGUUUUUCAAAGCAUUUGUAGAAGGGAUGUUGAAAAUGGGUGACUUGCAGUCUGGUCGACCUGGUGAAGUUAGGAGGAAUUGCAGAGUCGUUAAUGCUCAUUUCCUUUCUCAACACAAGAAGAUGCAUAAUAAUGAUAAAUCUAUGUAAAUUACAUGCUUGUAAUCAAGAGUUGUCGAUUAAUUAAUAAGACCACAUUUUAACUUAGAAUCUAUAUAUGAAAUGACAAAAUAAAUUGUAUAGUAUGUGAACCAUCUCAUCAUCCCAAUUCAUAAGAUAAGCAAUGAUCUUUUGUUUGAUUGAA